UUGAAUUAUUUAGCUUUGAAUGGUAAUGUUAUAAUUUAUUAGAAAAUUGUGAUGUUUUUUUUUCUAAUUUUAGAUGGAUGGAGACAAGUUUCAAGGUCUAACCCUGUUUGCAAGCUCACUAGUGUUAACAGUAUUGUUCGCAUUCAGAGACAAUCUUCUCCUACAUCUAAUAUUGGUAAAAAAAGACAACUUUUUAGAGCAAACUCUAAUCAUGCACCACCUACCAUUACUGAUGCUCCAUCACUAUCUUCUCCUCCUCUAUCAAUUAUCGAGGAAAGCAGGCAAUCUUUAAGAACUAACAUUGAAAAUGAUCUAGUUGGUGUCAGUAAUGCUCCUUCAUUAUCUUCACCUGCUUCAAAUGUUGUUGAGGAACGAAGACGAUCUUUGAGGGCUCACAUUGAUAAUGAGUCAUUUGGUGCUAUUAAUGAUCGCUCACAAUCUUCGCUUCCUCCAACUUCUGCUAGUGGAGUCAAUAAUCAGUCUGAUAGAAAUCCUUGUCAACCUGAGAUUGAGACAAGUGGAAGAAGUUCAAUGAAUUUUGGAGGACGUUUGGCUAGUGGUAGGGGAUUAUACAAAGGCAUUGAUCUUGAUAAGUUGACAAAUGGAAAGAAAGACAAGUUGAUUAUCUUCAUACCGCCAGGAAAAUAUUUUUAACCAAUUGGUGAACAUGAAAGAAAGUUGGCAUCAUGGUUAGGAUAUUGUGCAAGAUCUUGUGGUCCACCUAAGGAGCCUUGGAAUGCUAUUGAAGCUCAAUAUCGUACUCUUUUAUGGAGUAUGAUUCAGGAUUACUUUGAUGUAAGUCCUGAGAGUCCAGAAAAAUGGAAGAAGCUUGAGGAAAUGCAAAAGGUGAAGCCUGACACGGCUGAGAUAAAAAAAGCUAAGUUUGAAUUCUAUUAUUUCUAUGAGAUGAAAAUAUUAUAUCACAAAUGGAAAUGCAAGCUACACCUUAAGUAUUUGAAGUACUGAAGUGAUGAUGAACGACUGCAACAUGUUCCUGAAGGAUUGACUGUGGAUACUUGGAAGGAAAUGUUCAAAGUUUUUGCUAAUGAGGACUUUCAGGCCUUAUGUUCCACCAAUACAAAUAAUCGUGCUAGUCAAAGAAUUAUUGCUUCAACUGGUCCCACUCCAUUUGCGCAAGUAGAGUAUGAUAUGAUGGAUGAGGAGAUUGGUGAAGUACCGUAUGCUUCUGAAGUCUGGAUGGCUACAUAUGGGUUCUUGGAUGAGCAAGGCCAAACACAAUGGCAUGAUUCAGAAUCAUCAAGGAUAUAUGAAGAGAUGCAAAGGAUUGAGAAACAACCAACAAAUGAUAAUGAGACUGGUCCUACUCCCGAUGAUGUCUUAAAAGAGGUGUUUGGCGUUAGUUCUGGCUAUGUCCGUGGUAAAGGAUUAGGAUACAAAGCAAGCACUAGAGGAAUGGCAUGUGGUUCUAGAAAUGAGGAAUUAAAUGAAUUGAGAGAUGAGGUAGCAAGGUUGAAUGCUCGUUUGAAGGAGCAAGAACAACGCAAUAAUGAGAUAGCACAACUAAAUGCUCGACUCAAGGAACAAGAAGAACGCAAUUUGGAGUUUUUUUAAAAAGAUUUGAGAGUGUGAUAGGAUAGAAAUCAUUAG
Hevea brasiliensis (rubber tree) is the source of this 1608-nucleotide messenger RNA. RefSeq lists its product as uncharacterized. The transcript is spliced from 9 exons. The record is from RefSeq and is a predicted model, not a curated record. Bases 52 to 654 code for a protein of 200 amino acids. NCBI's taxonomy places the organism in Eukaryota, Viridiplantae, Streptophyta, Magnoliopsida, Malpighiales, Euphorbiaceae.